This is a messenger RNA of Symbiodinium sp. CCMP2456, 3030 nucleotides long. NCBI's taxonomy places the organism in Eukaryota, Dinophyceae, Suessiales, Symbiodiniaceae. The record is from the annotation of a GenBank genome assembly.
AUGAUGGCCACGUGCUUCAUCAUCUGGGAUACCGCCACUAUUCCCCUGGAGAUGUUCCCUGUGGACCAAGUCUUUGGCCAGGUGAUUACGGUCGUGGCCGUGAUCUCCUCCGUCUUCUGGAUUGUCGAUGUGCCACUGCACUUCCUGUUUGGAGUGCAGACGGGCGGCGCGAUCGAGCUGAGGCCAUUACAGCUGGCGAAGCUCUACAUGAGGUCGUGGCUGUUGGCUGACAUCCUCAUCAUCGUGAUAGACGUGACGCUCCUGUCCUUCCAAGCAUUGGCGUCGGAUGUGAACCCAGUCUUCCGAUCCGGCCGUUUCCUGCGGACGCUGCGACUGAUCCGCCUGGUGCGGCUGCUGCGUGUGGGAAAGCUGGAGAGGCAGGUGAUGAAAAUUGCCAACCGCUUCCUGUCGACCUACUCGCUGAUGGCCUUGCGAGUCGCGGGCUACCUUGCGGUCAUGCUCGCCAUGAACCAUCUCAUCGCUUGCUGCUGGUAUGGAGUCGGCGCCUGGACGCAGCACUUGGGGAACUGGCUGGAGAGGUCGGCGAUAGAUCCGGACUCCGUGUCUGCAGCCUACGUCGCAUCGCUCCACUGGUCUCUGACCCAGUUCACUCCGUCGACGAAUCCGAUCGCGCCGGGAAAUGCCUGGGAAAGGUUCUAUGCCAUUUGGGUGAUCUUGCUCGCCAUGGCGUGCUUCUCGUCCUUCAUCGGCUCGAUCGGCACCACUUUAACCUCGAUGCGCUCGGUACGAAGGGAGCAGCUGCUGCAAGAGACCAAGCUUGAGGUGUUUUUCACCGAACGCAACCUCUCGCUAGACCUCUUCGAGAGAGUGAAGGGAGCACUCCAGCAGGACAAGAUGGCCAGAACACGCCUGCAUGAGCAAGAGGUCGUCCUCAUCCAGGGCAUCCCAGAGAGGAUCAAAGUGCAGCUGCACAAGGAGAUGUUUCUUCGGAUCCUCUUUCAGCUCGAGAUCUGGCCCACCUGGGCGCGGAACGACAUGGACUUCUUGCAGCACUUGUGUCACCACACCAUGUCCGAGCAUACAUCGAGACCCGGGCAGGAUAUCUUCAUGCCCCAUACGGAGUGCUUCCUGGUCUAUGUGCUUGAAACCGGCUCUUUGGAGUACUUCGUGCAAGGAAGGCAACCCGUGCACUGCACGGAGACCUCCAAUGCUGUCCUUUGUUUACCAAGUUUGUGGGCCGAGUGGCACCACGCUGGUCACUUGACCGCCACCUUCGGUACCUGUUUCUAUGUCGGCAUCGACUGUCAACAGUUCUGCACCCUCGCUGCAAGCUUCGGAGGCCCACUUUGCGAGUAUCUCAAGGUCUUGGGCAUCCUCCUGCUCGGCCAAAUUGAAGCCGCGCAGGGGAUGAACCUGGUCAUCACGGAUAUCUCUGUCGCGACCGACAUCAACAUCCGCGAACUCUCGGAGCGUGCCGAGGGCUUCACCUCUCUAAGAGAGCAUUUGCUCAACCACUCGGACAGUCAAGUUCGCUCUGAGACUCGCGAAAGCUUCGAGUCCAUGUCAGAAGACGCCGUUGAAACGCGGGUCCUGGCCCAAGAGCUGUGUGCAUCCUUCGCUGCAGCUCUGGAGAACCAAGGGCCUCACGGUCCAGGGAUGUGUGCAGAUCAGGAACUCGACCGCACAAAAGGCAAGGAGCUGCAUGUCGUGAGCUCGUUGGAGGCCCUUCAAGCUGCGCAAGCUGACCGGGGGCUGGACUGCGGUCUCGAAUGCGAGGGCGCUGUGGGCAAAAAAGUUUACGUGGACCAGACGUUUUACCAAAAGCUCCUAGUGUACUACCCUGAGAAUCCACCCCCGAUUGGGCCGGAGCUGUUGCUUGCUGGCAGCGCUUUCCAAGAAUUGUGGUGCCCCGCUGAGGUAUACCACGAUUUUUGGUACUUCGGCUUAUUGUUUCUCAGCAUGUGCCAGCUUGUGUUGAUCCCGUUCCUGAUCCUGCCCCAGAUUGUCCGGUUGCGACUUCACGCGGAGAUGCAGCGCGAAGUGGAUGCAGGGCGAUGCCAAAUCUACCCCAUGGCCUUGGCAGGAGCUACUUGGGAGCACUUCGCAAAUACAGAGUUCAAGGAUCACCGGACUCAAGCCUGGCAGACCUUCCCUGGCAUGGAGUGCCUGUCUUCCGUGAUCUCACUGGUUGGGGUCGCUCUUGGACUGGCCAGUAGUGGAGGACUUGUCCGUUACUGCUGGAUCUCUGUCCCGGUGGUUUUUCUUAUUGGCAUGGCUAUCCGUCUGCUUCACCAGAUCCACGCCGGCGUGAUCUUCCGGAAGCGUUUGCUUCUGGGCCGUGCGGAGCUCUUCGUCUGCGCUGCGCCGGAGGCAAACAUGGUCUCCAUCGUUUGCGAUGGCCGUGUGUUCUUCUACAAAAACAUCGGCGACAUUCCACGGGUACCCCCUGAGAGCCUGGUGUGGUAUAGCUAUGAGACCAUGGCCUUGGCCAGAACGCAGCUGAUUGCACGCAGACACACCGAAACCGAAGACGAGGAAAGCACGCCCAGCUGGUACUUGAACAUCAUCUACGGCAGCUGCUUUAACAAAGCGAGGACCAAUAUGUGGCACACCGGAUCGAAGCUCUUCCCCGUGGAUAACGCCUGUGUGCAUGAUUUCCAGAACUGGCUUGCUGAAGUUGAGAGGAGGCAGCUCUUUCGCUGUGAGGGAGCUACAGCCCGGCCGGAGAGCUUCAUGCAACCCAGCGACGUGACUUUACUGACGCCCUUCCACGUGCCGGCCGGGGACAUGCGGACGCCGCUGAGCACGAACACGAUGAUGCUCACUGCAGAGGUGGAGAAGGUGGAUGGCCUUUAUAAGGUCACGAUGAUCUCCAUGUCAGGAGAGGAGGCAGCCAGCUUCAAGUUCACUGAGGGGGACACGCUGGCGGAUCUUCAGCACCGUGUCGCCAGCAGGCCAGCUUUCCGAGACUAUCAGGUCAAGAUCGUCCUCAGUGACGGUACGCAGCUCGGGAACAUGGACCCACGCAUGGCCCUUCCAGCGUUUUUCGAGAAGGCCCGAGCCAGGUGA